CUUGCUUAUCGGUAACUGGAGUCAGCAUCUCAAGAUCUGCAAUUUCGCGAUAUUUUCAUUGCCAUGGACGGCACCCUUUAUUUUAUGACUACAGCUUUGCUGAUUUCAGUCGUGAUUUGGAUCGUGAAUCCCUUGGGCAAGCUCCACAACUUACUAAGGCAGCUAUUGAAAGACCCAAAGGAAAAUCUCCCCGACGGAGUCCGAUCCUUUAAGGAUCUCCCAGGUCCGAAAGGAUUGCCUUAUUUUGGUGAUAUUCUGAACUAUAUUAAAACGAGCUCCGACCUCAAUCGUCUUUUGAAGAAUCGCCAGGAAAACUUUGACAAGUACGGCCCAAUUUACAAGAGGACUGUCAUGGGACGAACCGAGAUCUUCAUCAAAAACCCAACCGAUGUCGAAGCUGUGUUCAGGGGGGAUGGGAUACAUCCGAUGCGACCUGAGAUGCUUAUCAGGGCUCAAAAGGAAUACAUGAUCAGCAAGAACCUUCCAGAAGGUUUGAAUACCCUGUAAGUGAAUAGAAUAGCCGAAUUACUCUUAGUAUAGAAUUGAUCAUUCUUUGUUUAGGAAGUGCAGUGAUACGGUAAUUUCACGUUUGCACAAUCGUGUAAUCGUUGCAUAACUAACUCGUGCACUUUUUGAGACAAUUUGAGACAAUUGAGUUAUGAUCGUCUCGUGUGUUUACAUAACCCAUGCUCAUCUAACUGAUCAAGCAUGACAUUCCCUUAGCAACAAAACAAUACUGAACCAAUCAAAAUUCAGCUGAACGCAUUAGAAUGCUUCUUGUCUCUUUUUGUCUCCGAGCACUCGAUCUUUCGAAAGCGGAGCGUGUAAUGCGCAGUUUUAAACACAAUUUUCCUGACUUUUAACAUAAUUUCUGAAUUUUUUUACCUCCUAAAGUUUUUAACAUCCAAGGUCAUUAAUAUUCAUUAAAAAAAACGGGACCAGAGAAAAAGUCCGGAUAAUCGAAAAGUCCGGAUAAUCGAGGUUCGACUGUACUAUAUAAAAGUGCUUAAAUGAUAUAAUAUAUGGAGCUACAUAAAAUUGUAGAACUAUAGUACUUACAUACCAAAAAAGUAAGGGACUAUAAACUUGCAAGAUCGAGCUCCUGGAGUCUACGUUUAAAACUGCGGUAGCCAUCGAUAUUUCUUAAAUUAUUAGGAAUAGUGUCCCAUAGUCGGGCAGCCUGCUAUCUCCAUGACUUGAUCUCGUACUUUGUAAAAUUUACUUUAGAUAAUUUAAAAUAGCAUCACCACGUAAAUUAUGGUUAGAAUUACGUGCCGUCAAUAACUCGGAAAUACUUGUAGGUGCGUUUCCAUUCCCAAUUACUCCAAACACUGUAUUUAACAUUUUUGCAAGUCUUUGAUUUGCUAAUGUGCUAUAUCCAUUAUUAACAACUAGUGUCUCAUAUGUAGAGAUUUUGUCCUGAUAAACGAAGCGGAGUGCCCGCUCGUUCAGUUUUUCGAGUUUUUCUGUUGAGCGAUUGCUACAAAAAUGCUAAGACUCGGCACAGUAAUUAAAAUGUGGAGCAAUAAAUGCUCUAUAAAAGCUUUUCUCGCAGCUCUAACCGAAGCAACUUCUUCAUUCUUUUAAAAACGGUGAUUUGUUGGCUCACUUUCAAGAUCGCUUCCAUAUUCACGCUCGAGUGAUUUCCUACAUACUCCGUCAGAUCUUUAUUUGCUCAUGUAACAUUUCUGUCUGCUGUCUUUGUUUCCUUCCAUUUUGUAUUUUGUUCUACAUUUUCUCCGUCAGCGUCGAUUUUGAAAAGCAUAUCAAACUUACGUUUAACAUCUGCCUCUGUAGAUUUUCGUGACAUGUCACGCAGUCUGAGGUCAGUCAAAAACACGCUAAUUUUCGAACAUUUUCCUCUUUUUCGUGUAUUUCAUUUGAAUUGCUAUCUUUCUUACCUUCAGUUCCUAAAACUAACGUACAUAAGCUUUCUAUACCACUUCAUUUGAAGGCAAUCAUUAAAAUAUUUCGUUCGGGUUUUUGAGACUUAUGGUUGGCGAUUCAGACAUGUCGAAGAGGGGUUCGCGCCACAUGCAAGCAGUGGCCAUGGAGUCUGGGCUGGCUCUUCUCGCGGUGGCGGUAGAUGCACAAAACGAUUUCGGCGAAGAAACAGAUGGUCCAAAAGGGGAAAAACUGAAUUGGUUUACUUACGAAAUAAACAAGUAAGUAAAAAUUGCGCUUUUCGCAGUGUAUUCAAACCUGUUUCUUUUUUCUUUUUAAUUUUUUUCAAUUUUUUUCACCGAACUGAUUUUUUUUUAAUCAGCUAUCUCAUAUAUUCCCUGUCGAAGAAGUCUGAUCAAGAGCCGAACGACGAAAGUGCUGAUUCUGUGAUUGUGGGAAUCGUGGAAAAAAUAUUGAGGGGAUCUGAGAUUCGCGGAGUUGUUAUAAAUUCCAGAAUUCUCAACGUCUUCAGGAAAAAGAUUUCUCUCCUCCAUUCAGCGUUCAAGAAAGCGUCAAAAAGUGGGGGGGAAAGUAUAAAGAAGCCUAUUGAUGCGUGGAGGGCAAAAAACUACUCCUUCAAAAUUUUCUAUCAUGAGCUUGAAAACAACUCAUUGAUUGAGGAAAACCAACAGCUUCGUGGGCAGAAAAGGAAAGCUGAACUGGAUUUAGCCGCAGAGCAGGCAAAGCGAUUAAAAAUUGAGCAGGAGCUUGAAGAUGUUAUUAGGAAUUCGGAAAACAGAAAAGAACAAUACAAACAAAAAUUCAAAAGAUUAGCGAAAAAAAGCAGCAAGAAUGCAAAAAAAGAGACAAAGAGGUCCAAACAAAAGCAAACGUUUCACUGAUUAUACCAAACAACAUCAGGCAAGAUUAAGGCGAGGAUUUAAAGAAGACUGCCAGUCAGCACUGUCAUUUUUAGGCCUCUACAAUUUUAUUGCCACCAAGGUUGAGGUAUUUAAUAAUGACACUCAACAGUAUGAAACUAUUUCAUUGGUAGAAGAGGGAGAGUUACAACUAUUGGAAACAGAGCCAAGAGAGCUGACUGACAAUGAUAUUGAUAACAUCAAUAUGUGGGUUUACUUGAAGGACAAAUUGAAUAUAUCUAAUGAAGUUUGGCAUGAGUUGGCUGAAGUGUAAAGACAUGCCCACAAAAUAUAAAAUAUGCAAACACCUAGAUAAGCUAAAUGCCAAUUGGAAUCUGAGAAGUACACCAGGGGAGGCAGAGGGAGUACAGAUUUCUUUCAGGGAGAGUCUUGAGGAACAGAUAAAAAGGCUGCAGAAAAAUGGAGUAUUGGACAAGGUUACUACUACUAAAGUAAAGCUCAGUGGUGAUGGUACCAACAUUGGGAAAAGGCUUAAACUUGAAAAUGUCACAUACACAAUUCUGAAUGAAAAGGAUGCAGCAAUGAAUGAAAAAGGGAACUAUGUUCUAGCAAUAAUUAAGAAAACAGAGAACUAUGACAAUCUUAAAGAAAGCCUUGCUGAUCUAAAUAAUGAAAUGUCAAAUUUAAAAGAAAUAACUGUAAAUAGUCAUAAGUAUAGUUUUGAGUAUUUUUUGGGAGGAGACUGGAAGUUUCUAGCCCGUGUUUGUGGUUUAGGGGCUGCUAAUCAAAAUUUCUCUUGUAUUUGGUGUAAGUGCCCAGGAAAUGAAAGGUUUGACAUCAGUAAAAAGUGGUCUAUAACUGACAAAUCUCUUGGGGCAAGAGAUUUACAAGAAAUAGGUAAGUAUACAAAAUCUAAGCAAUAUAAUUGUAAAACCAAUCCAUUAUUUGAUUUUAUUCCUAUUGACCAUGUAAUAAUUGAUACUCUACAUUUAUUUUUGAGAAUAUCUGAUAAUUUAAUUGAACUUCUGAUCAGGGAACUUCGCAGGAAAGAUGUCAUUGACAAGGUAUCUACUUUUUCAAAUGGGUUUUGUCGAAAUAAGUAUAGACAUAUGGCUGGGUAUGAGAAAUUUGUAAAAGAACUUGGAAUUAAUUUUGAAUGGAAAAUUAAUAGGGACAGCAAGAAGUUGGAGUACAGAGACCUUACUGGACCUGAAAAACUCUUGCUUUUCCAACAUAUUAAUUUUCACUUACUAUCACCAGUUUUUCAUAAUGUGGACAAGCUGCAAGCCCUUUGGGGUAAUUUCAUAGAUAUUAUGGGUGAUCUUAAACUUAAUUACACUACAGAUGAUGCUAUCUCUAGCCUCAAAGACAAAAUCAAAAAAUGGUUUCAAAAAUUCUUAGACCUUUACCAAGCAAAAGAUGUAACACCAUAUAUGCAUUCUUUGUAUGCUCAUGUACCUGAAUUUUUAAAGCUCUACCAAAAUUUAGCUUAUUACACUCAGCAAGGUAUGGAGAAGUACAAUGACACUGCAUCAAAGGACUACUUUAGAUCAUCUAAUCAUAGAGGGGUUUCUGCUCUAAAGCAACUUUUCUUGAAAAAACACAGAAUACAGCUUUUGGAAGUUGCUGGUUUGGAAAGGGUGAAGGAAAGCUACAACUGUGGAAACUGUUCAACUUCUGGCCAUACCAUCAAAACAUGUACUGCAAAAUGCAGCAAAUGCGAUGCUCCCACUUUCUGUGCACAUCUUGUUAAAAUAGAUGGUAAAUGGAAGCCAAGGUGUGAUUUAAUCAAUCAAUAAUCAUAUAAUAUAUUAAUGUAUUAAAGGAGUGUAUUACCCAAAAACUGUUAGUAGAAGUUGUGUAGAAUAAUUUGCUAUGCCUGUGAAAUGUUUCUUGUAUACAGUAUUCAAGGAGUCUUUUUCAAAAAUGUUACUGCAUUGAUUACAACAGAAUCACAGACUGAAAUAUAUGGGUCAUUUAUAACCACAUGUUUACAUUUUAUGAAGGUAAUUCACAUGCAAGUAAAACAUGUGCUAAAUCACAUAUAUUAAUGAUGGACCAUAUUUUUGUAUCCACAUCUGUUGCCAUCUCCACGAACAAAUGUAAAAACGACUUGAUGCCCGUCUUCGAUUUCAGAUCUCACGUAUUUAUCGCCAAUUAAUUUAAAAUCCACUAUGGGGUUUCUUUUUGUCAACCAAAAUCUCACAGUCCCUGGUACAACAUAAGCAAAAUCGCCGUUUUCAUUCAUGAUCCGCUCAUUCCACUUUGUGCCGAUAUAACAAUCCAGAGUUUCAUUUGAAAGAAUUUCGUAUAUUAGUUUAUUCCUCUGAUAUUUUUUGGAAGAAAUCCUUCCAAGUCUUUUAUAGAAAACGUCGUCAUCGACUUGAAUUUCAAUACGAACUUCUGGAUCCUCUCCGCGCCCGGAGUACAACUUUCGCUUGAUCUCCCUGUAAACGCGUUCAUAAAAAGUUUGCAGGCGAUCGCUGAAGGAAUCAUCGGUUGGUUUUGACAUCGGUUCCAAUCGCAUUACGGGCAAAUUAUGUUCAUCGCAUGGCCUCCAUUCGUCAAAUUUCUCGCUAUACCCUUUGAAAUGAAUUUUGACCAUGUUUCUCGCUUUUUCGACCUGUAUUAUCUCUGCAGGAUAAAUAUUCUUAUCCGUAGUUUUUAUUUUCUUGCAUUGCUUAGUCUUAGCCUCUGCGAAUUCGUCAAUAAAUCUCUUCGGAGUCUUACGCUCCCGCUUCACUCUGUUGGCCGCCAUUUUUAACAUUGGCGCUCUUUGCAUAUUUAAUUGCUCUACGCAUGUCAGGUGAGUAAUACGGAGGCUUGGGACCAAUUUAAGCAAAUGUUCAGUUUUCUAUAGGAUAAGUUUGAUAUGAUAUAAUUAAUGCGGAGUUCGGCGUAAGAAUUUAACAGAACUUGCAUGUCUUCAGAAAUUUUUAAAUAAGUUUGGAAAUUCGCCUGAAGAUCGGCAAACAAUACAAUCAAAAUGUCCGAUUUCUUUGUCUUGAUGAUAAUUUUCAUAGUUACAUGUUCCUUAUUUUGCUUGUGAACCCUAAUUUUCUUAUGUCAAUAAUGACUUACUUACUUUUCAAGAGCAUACUUAAAGUAAAAGUUGCAUAAUUUUCGAAAACAAGCAUAAUUUUGAGAAAAUUUGGGGAAAAAAAUCCAAGGGGGGGAAGAGGUCCAAAGCUUUGACUUUUACUCUAUGGCAUGAAUAAGGUUCACGCUUAAAUAAGAUAUUGCUAGAGAAGUAAAAAUUAAAUAUGUCAUGCGAUCUUUUCUUACAUGAAUUUUGGUUUCAGACAAGCUAGGGGUAAAUAAAUCCACACGUACGAUCGAAAUGGGAGAUCAUUCCCCCCCCUCCAUUCUUCUUCCUUGAUUCAUCAUUGCAUCUUAAUUUUUAUCGCCUUCAACAUCAUCCUCACCUUUGUUAUAAUUACUGUCGUCACCAUCACAGCCAUAAUUAUCAUUCACAUUAGUAGGGUGUAUCCUAAAUGGCCCCAAAACAUGCGAGCACCACACUCCAUAGGGGAAAUAUCUAAACUCUUUCACAAUGUUUGUAUUUUGAAGAAGAAGGGAUCUGAUGAUUCACCUCCAGUUAUCUUUUCUUAUUCUCAGAGAAGGCGAGAAGUGGAGUCGACUGCGCAAAGCCUUAGCACCCAAGAUGCUGCGUCCUAAAGGAAUACGUGAAAAUCUGGACAAUUUCAAUGGAGUCGCUAGGGAUGCCAUAACACACAUGGCUGCAUUGCAAGGAAUUGGCGAUGAGAUUCCAGAUCUUGAAGGGGAACUUUCAAAGUACGCUACUGAAUGUAAGUCUUGAAUUUGAUUUCUCCAAAUUGAUUUGCAUUAGCACUUGACGUGUGCGCGCUAACAAUUCUGUUCUUGUUUAAGCUAUCGGAACGAUGGCGUUUGACGUCAGAGUUGGACUCUUUGACGACCCACCGAGCAAAGAAACUAAGAAAAUGCUGAAAAUGAUCAAAGCUGUCUUUGAUGGAUUUGCACUCUUGGGAAAAAUGAACAGCGGAUGGGAAGGACUUCUUUAUAGGUUUAUUAAGACACCAUCCUACAAAAAAUUCGUCGAAACUCAAGACAUCACGUUUUCCACCAGCCAAGAGAUUAUUGACAGAAAGGUUAUGGAACUGAACAAAAUGGCAGAAGAAGGCGAACAGUUUCCUGAAAAUCAAGGUUACUUAUACGAACAUAAAUACGAAACUUUUCAGAUAUAGAGCUUCUUUAAGUGCGGGUGUCCUGUUAAUUUAUCAUUCUAUUUUGAGCUUUAUAAAAAAUGUUGCACGCUUCUUAAACACCGUAGCUCAGUAGCUUGUGCUGGUGUUUGUUACUCGUGUGAGACAAACUGGUUCUGACUACCUCGAAGCACAUCACCCAAUCAUUACAAUGCUUCACUGCUGUGUUGGCGGAGGCAAGGAAAACGACUCUCCUGUGUGAACUGACAUUAUCCAAGAGAUUAUAAGCAGUUUAUAACCUCUUGCAAUAGUAAUGAAUGAAGAGAUUUGAUUCCCUUCUGAAGGGUAAAGUUAUUACUAAUCUUUACUUUUUUUAUAGCUGUUCCUAUGCUGGCCUACCUCAUCAUGAAGGGCGACCUCACGCCCAAGGAGAUUAGCGUCAAUUCUAUUUUCAUGUUUAGGGCGGGCGUAGAAACGGUAAGUCAUAAAGCAAUUGCCUCUUUAUAGAAAACUAUAACGUUAGUUCGACCGGUCAAAAAUAGUAGGAGAGAGAACAUCCGCCCUGAUGACAUAUAUCCACUUUUUCUUCAAAGACCACAAAUGGAUUGCUGUGGGUCCUUUACGAUCUGGCCCGAAAUCCGAGGGUGCAGGAAAAGGUAUACGAAGAAGUAACCUCCCUGAUUGGACCCCAUGGAGAUUUUACUCCUGAGAGCUUUGCAAAGUUGGAAUACAUUAAGGCUUGUGUCAAGGAGAGUAUGAGGUAGAAGUACUGUUGUUGUUAUUUUUGUUAUCGUGAGAGGUACUCUUAUCGUAAGCGAACAGAAAGAUACUGAAUGGCUCCUCGUACAAUUCCCAGUUUAUACUGAACCCAUACGAUGCGAACUAAGUCUUUAAAUUGUUCUCUCAGAUUGCAUCCCGUUGCACUAGACUGGGCGCGUGUUCUGACACAGGAUCUUGUUUUAUCCAGUUACAUGGUUCCAGCAGGAGUAAGUGCUUAACGAUAAGUUAUGAGUGACGAGGACUAUGGGAAAAGCUGCACGUCCUUCUUCCAGUUCCCCUCAGCAUAGUUUCUUUUCCCCUUUGCCAAAGACUCCCAAUAGAGGAGAGAGCGUAAAAUGUUCAAGAGAAGAUUAUCCUUUCAACAUUCAGGAUGAAACAGGAUAUUUAGGCUAGUGGUUCAACUCUUGACUCUUAGUAGGAGAGAGGGGUGGGGGCAAUUGUAAAAUGGGAAAAACCCCCAAGGACACCCAUUCAGGUUCGGCUACGCUCUUAAGUGAGUUAUCUUUAAAAGUGAUUCAACACUCAUAUGGUGCUAAAAGAAAUCUAUUAAGUUACUGACUCUUCAACCAAUCGAAACAAAAAAAAAAUGAAGCGUUUUACGUGCAUCAGACUUACUUGAUCAUUUGUUCACUUGCGUUCAUCCGACAAUUGGAAUCAUAAUUAUGCCUUCACCAGAAGUACCUAAGCUUAGUCAAAUGAUCGUGUUUGACCUUGUGUUUCAUUCAGACCAUUGUAAGCUAUUCCAGUUACCUUUCUGGGCGCUCUGAAGAAUUGUUUAAGUUUCCUUUGGAGUUCAGGCCAGAACGUUGGUUAAACGAGGAUCUGGGAAAGAUUCACCCAUUUGCCAGUCUGCCAUUUGGAGUUGGGAGUCGUAUGUGCAUAGGCGAGUUUUUUUUUUUCUGUAUGCAAAAGGUUUACAUGCAGCAGAUUUUUUCUUGGGCAACACAUCACUUUGACCCCUCACCUAUAGCUAUGCAAUGAGCUUAGUUUGGAAAAUUUUCCUCAGCUUUGAGCAGAGAAUGGUGACAUCGGUAUGAGCGUGACCUAAAAGAAGACUUAACGAGAUGAACGAUGAUGGGUGUGCUCGUGUAUUUUAAAAUUUUAAUUUGUAAUUUUACAAUAUGUUCUUUAGGAAAAGAAAAACGUGAAAACGUUGAUUUUGACUCUGUAUUUGAGAGAACCCACUUUGAAAUCUUUGAUGUUUUCUUCGGGAGUUCAACCCUACUUAGACCUGUACCUCCGCGGUUGUUUUUUUCCAUACAAUUACCUCUCUGUUUCUCUCCAGGGCGUCGCAUUGCAGAAGCCGAAAUGUAUCUUUUAACGGCAAAGGUAAGCGUGGGAAAGAAAAGUAGUUUGAAGGAGAGGAAAAAUGAAAUAAUAAUUGCAUGUAAAAACAUAAAUGUAUUACGGUCACCUCACCUUGGAAGAGUAAGCACUUUGGGAACAAGGUCGAGUUAUCGAUAUUUUGUCUUAAUACAUUAAUUAAAUACUCAAGUGAAUUGCUAUUAAUUCGACAAAUGUUUUUCUAAAUGACAACUUCAGUUGGUCCAGCGAUUCACUAUGGAAUACCACGAUGAGCCAAUGGGGACAAAGCUAUCUUUUUUGGCUGUUCCCGACAGGGCCCUGAAGAUCAAGUUUAUCGAUCGGGAAUAGUUGUUAUGGACGUGUAGUCAUCAAGUGUCGCGGAUGGUCAUAGCAUCGAACACUAUGGUGCAUAGCCAAUCAUAGAAUAGGAUUAUGUACCACGUCGUUCAAAUGAACCAAUCGGAUAGCUGGAUUGCAUCAGAUUGCUAUCUUGGAUGCCAAUCUGGCCAUAUGAUUGGUUCAUUAGUACCCCAUGGUACUAAAUCCAUCACUCUAAUCGGUUGUAUACCAUAGUACCUCCUUAAACUACUCACACUGUAUUGAAAUCAAUAUCUUAAUACCAUAUUAUAUAAAAAGGUGUUCAAGAAUAGAAGCCGCCUUUUAAUGGAGGCUGCCAUAGAAAUACUUUGAAUCUGAUGAACGCCGUAGCGUAAUAGAGAUAAUAUGGUACGGGUAGCCUUUAUCAGAAAUGAUUUUAUAAUCUUAUUAUUUGAAAUUUUGAAGACACCUUAAUCUAUUUCUAAAAACCUUUCUUUUGAUGACAUUUUAAAACACCGAGUCUGCAAAAUUAAUGUGGGACUUCGAUGUAAGGGAAUUUCUUAAAAGAAUUUUGUUUAAUUCCAGCUUAUUUCCUGGAAUAGUUUCUUACAAUAAUUAUAUUCUUUAUGCAAACUUCUGUGAAAAAUUGAUCACGUUGACAUAUUGGGAUUUAGAGGAGCUCAGAAGAGAAACAAACCGUUAAACCGAAUUAAACUUAAUAAAGCACUUAACGAUUAGGCGUCGUGAGAACUCCGAGCGCGGUUGCCAAGUAACAAAAGGUUUAAGUCUUUGAUUUGAUUGGUAAAAAAUUGCCACGAAAUUUAAGUUUUGAAGUUUCUAAAGCAAGUAAAGUAUAAGAUUAAUGCAAAGCUAUUUAGUUAAGUGAAGCAAAAUCAAUGAUAUCUGGG
Messenger RNA from Pocillopora meandrina, 10260 nucleotides. Lineage: Eukaryota; Metazoa; Cnidaria; Anthozoa; Scleractinia; Pocilloporidae. The record is from the annotation of a GenBank genome assembly.